AUGAAGUCAGUGUCAAAAGCGUUCAGGGAAAAGGUGCGGAGCGCCGGAUCAGGUAACGCUGGGAAAGUUAAAUCGAAGUUUGGAGCUGCUAUACUCGCGAAAUAUGGAUGGAAAGAGGGUGAUGGACUAGGAAAGCAAGGUGAUGGUAUAGUUGACCCAGUGUCUCUGAAGGCCGUCAAGCAGAGUAAAGGGCUCGGAAGUAAGGAAGAUGAUCCUUGGCAUAACUGGUGGGACGACAUGUACAAUCAAUUGGCGAAGAAAUCAGUCAAGGUGAAAAGCAACAAUCUGAACAAUUUUAAUGAAAAGAAAAGCGAAAAAACAAAAAAGUCGAAACAGCUAAAAUGCAAUGCACAACGUGAAUUUUUAACGACACCUCAAAGUGAAUCUUCGCUCUCAUCCGACUCCAUCACAAGCUCUGAGAAAAUGGCGGACACAGACUUCGAUAACGAUGCUUUGAAGAAACACAAAAGUUCACAAAAACACACUUUGGAGCAAAUUAAAGGAAAGAAGGCAACGGGCGUCACACAUGGAAAUAAUCUCGAGGAACAGGAUAAUUAUUCAAAUGACAUCAGCUACAAUUUCGCAUAUGUAAGCAGCAGACAACGGGGACAACGAAACCAAGCCCCAAUGUUAAAUGGAAUUCUACCUAAUCAUCACGGAAUCGGGUCAUCUGAUGAAGGAUCUUCAAGCAGCUAUUCAGAAAGCUCAUUGAGCACGGAUUCAAGCACUACGUCAACUACCGAGGACGAUACAACUUCAACUGAUGAAUCUGACGAGACCUAUUCAACUCCAGAAACAGAAGCAAAUGGUUCAACUUCCACUUCUGACAGCAAUGGAAGUGAGAGCUCUGACGAACUCUCUACUAGUGGUGAAGAUGAUGACUCGCGUAGGAACGGGAAAAGGGGACUAAGCGUGAACGAGUCCUUGCCACGGAGGCGACGUAGAACAUAA
Molecule: messenger RNA, 951 nt
Organism: Babesia sp. Xinjiang
Lineage: Eukaryota; Apicomplexa; Aconoidasida; Piroplasmida; Babesiidae
Exons: 4
Coding region: 1-951 (316 amino acids)
Biological process (GO): regulation of ribosome biogenesis
Cellular component (GO): nucleolus
Molecular function (GO): nucleic acid binding
Source: RefSeq, a predicted model, not a curated record